GUCAACCUCAGAUCUUAAACGCAGCUGUUCGCGGAAGGAUAUCGAGAGCUUCCUGUCCGUCUCGAGUGUUCGCCCUCGGUUGAGAGAGACUUGUUCCUGCAGUGUUUUGUAAUUGCGUAUUGUGGAUUAAGAUGGUUUCUUCGGUGCAAAUGGAGCCUGUGUCCCGCACGGAUCAGUAUAAGCGAGUGAUGAAGCCCUUGCUGGAAAGAAAACGGCGGGCGCGCAUCAACCGCUGCCUCGACGAGCUGCGCGACCUCCUGGUGGCGGCGCUGCAGGCCGAAGGGGAGACCGUCACCCGCCUGGAGAAAGCCGACAUCCUCGAGCUGACCGUCCGUCACGUCCGCCGCCUGAACCAGCGCCGGCGCCUCACUCUGCCUCCCGGCGGCCACGACCCCAGGCACGACGCCCUCAAGUUCCAGCAGGGCUUCGUGGCGGCGGCGCAGCAGGUGCAGUCCUUCCUCAUCGCCUCCCCCAGCCUGGAACCCGCCGUGUCGUCGCGCCUUCUCACGCACCUCACGUCGUGCGCAUCAGCCAUGACGGGCGUGCCCCCCUCCAGCGGCCCCGUGUCUCCGCCCGUCACCGCCGCCCCCCUCGCCACGCCCCCCACAGCAUCGCCUAUCCGUCGGUGGUGAUGGCUCCCUGCAGUGUCCCCGCCCAUGUCCCCGCCCCCGCUCAUGGACCUCAGCAUGAAGCCCGCCCACAGCCCUGUCUCGACGCCCAAGAUCGUCGCUCCCACGCCCAUCCGGGAGGUGUAUGUGGGUCCGCAAGACCUGUCGAUGCGGCGUCCUUCGCCCCGGGACGACCCGAAGGCCUUGGAGGGCAAGAACUCGUGGAGGCCGUGGUGAGCGCCCCCGGAACACCCGAAGGCUCAGUACAGAGGCUCGCGGAGGCCCUCGCCGCCGCCCCGAGCUCCCGAAGGCUGGUCGAGGCCCGUCGCUCCGGAAGCAGCGCCUGUGACGAAGGAGGCGGAGCCGGAGUCCCGCUCCAGCAUCUGUGUGUGGAUUCGUCGUGCCAAAUUAUCUCUGCUCCUGCUACGUGCGUGCGUGUGGCUACGCACGACUGUACGUGCGGCUCAAGGGCGCCUCGAAUGUCCGCCCCCCCCCCCCUCCCCCAAAGGACGAGGUCGCAGCCCCAUCGCUCCCCCACCCAUGCCCCCCUCCCCUCCCCCACACCAUCUCUCCAGUGUUUAUAUUGUGAUAUAGUUUUGUGAUAGUUCAUAGAUAUUUUUGUACAUAACGCACCUUUUAUUGUUAGACAUAACUGUUAACUCUGUGAUAAUGUAAUUUUAGAAUAUAAAUUACUCUAUUGUUCACACUUUCUGAUGAUUGUACAUUAAGUCGCAAAAUUUUUGUUGUUAUAAAGCAUCACUUGAGAGGAACAACACUUAACGCCAGAGGUCUUUCAUCUUGUACAAAGAUUGAUUAUUGGAUGUAAGAGUUAACUGUGCGCGAGUGUCCGCUUGCGUCGCAGGUCAUAGGUAUUUCGAAGUUAAGUUAUUCUUGUUGAUAAAAUCACAAAAUGUCCCAUUUUGCGUCACAAAUACAUAGCUGUUAUUGUUAAUUGUUAGUUGCCUGUUUGUGAACUGUUGCAUACAGUUCUCUAACUUAAGGUUUUUUGUUUACAUGGUCUUGCACAAUGUUGCAAGCCUUGUUUACCUGCAAAUUCUACUUAAGGAUCUGUGUGCCUGGAACGUUAGAGCCAGCGCCUUCACAAUGCGGCAAGGGGGUCGGCGCCCCCGCCCCGCUCCCUGGCAUGAGGAAAUUGUGAUACCCACUUCUGUGAUCAGAAUAAAAGACUUGAUUAAAUUAUA
Penaeus monodon (black tiger shrimp) is the source of this 1810-nucleotide messenger RNA. RefSeq names its product transcription factor HES-4-like. Gene Ontology annotation, cellular component: nucleus. Gene Ontology annotation, molecular function: DNA-binding transcription factor activity, RNA polymerase II-specific; protein dimerization activity; RNA polymerase II cis-regulatory region sequence-specific DNA binding. Gene Ontology annotation, biological process: anterior/posterior pattern specification; regulation of neurogenesis; regulation of transcription by RNA polymerase II. The record is from RefSeq and is a predicted model, not a curated record. Lineage: Eukaryota; Metazoa; Arthropoda; Malacostraca; Decapoda; Penaeidae.